ACGGCUUCGGUGGCGCGCCGCUCGCCGUCCGCCGCGUCUGCUGAGGCGAGCGAGGGCUGUUUGGUGACGCCGAGCGGCCGCGGCCUUCGCCCCGCCCGAGGCGCCCCGUUCACCCCCCCCUCCCACACAGCCCCUCGUCCCGGUCCCCGGUUCCCCGUCCGCCCACCGCAGGCCUGGCGGCGUCGGCGCGGGGCGAGCAUCUCCUCAGGGCCAUGUCGAGGCCCAGCAGCGUCUCCCCGCGGCCGCCGGCCCCGGGCGCGGGCGGCCCGGCCUCGGGGGGUCCCGGGGGCGGCGGCCGGGCCAAGGGACUCAAGGACAUUCGUAUCGACGAGGAGGUGAAGAUCGCCGUGAACAUCGCCCUGGAGCGCUUCCGAUACGGGGACCAGCGAGAAAUGGAAUUUCCCUCUUCUUUGACUAGUACUGAAAGAGCCUUUAUUCAUCGGUUGAGUCAGUCUCUUGGUUUGGUCUCUAAGAGCAAAGGAAAGGGAGCAAAUAGAUACCUAACUGUGAAGAAGAAAGACGGAUCAGAAACAGCUCAUGCAGUGAUGACCUGUAAUUUGACUCAUAAUACAAAACACGCUGUUAGGAGCCUAAUUCAGAGAUUUCCUGUCACCAAUAAAGAGCGUACUGAACUUCUGCCUAAAACAGAAAGAGGAAAUGUGUUUGCAGUUGAAGCUGAAAACAGAGAAAUGAGCAAGACGAGCGGGCGACUCAACAAUGGCAUACCUCAAGUUCCAGUAAAAAGAGGAGAAUCAGAAUUUGAUGCAUUCAGGCAGUCUUUGCCAGUGUUUGAGAAACAAGAAGAGAUUGUUAACAUAAUUAAGGAAAAUAAAGUAGUUUUGAUUGUAGGAGAAACUGGGUCAGGAAAGACCACACAGAUUCCUCAGUUCCUCUUAGAUGACUGCUUUAAAAAUGGAAUCCCCUGCCGCAUAUUUUGUACACAGCCAAGACGAUUAGCAGCCAUUGCUGUGGCUGAAAGAGUUGCUGCCGAGAGAAGGGAAAGAAUUGGUCAAACAAUUGGUUAUCAGAUCCGAUUAGAAAGCAGGGUUUCUCCAAAGACACUGCUGACAUUUUGCACAAAUGGGGUGCUGCUUCGCACAUUGAUGGCCGGGGACAGCACCUUGUCAACAGUGACCCACGUGAUUGUGGAUGAAGUGCAUGAACGGGAUCGAUUUAGUGAUUUUUUACUUACAAAGUUAAGAGAUUUGUUGCAAAAGCACCCAACUUUGAAACUGAUUCUUUCAAGUGCUGCCUUGGAUGUAAAUCUCUUUAUAAGAUAUUUUGGAAGUUGUCCAGUGAUAUAUAUACAAGGAAGACCAUUUGAGGUAAAAGAAAUGUUUCUGGAAGAUAUUCUAAAAACGACUGGAUAUACCAACAAAGAAAUGUUAAAGUACAAAAAAGAAAAACAGCGAGAAGAGAAACAGCAAACCACGCUCACAGAAUGGUACUCGGCACAGGAGAAUACGUUCAAGCCUGAGUCUCAGAGGCAGAGAGCCGUUCCCAGCGUGACUGAAGAGUACGAUGUACUGGAUGAUGGUGGUGAUGCAGUCUUCAGUCAGUUGACAGAAAAAGAUGUGAACUGUCUAGAACCAUGGCUAAUAAAGGACAUGGACUCCUGUCUCUCUGACAUAUGGCUACAUAAAGACAUCGAUGCUUUUGCUCAGGUCUUCCACCUUAUUUUAACCGAAAAUGUUAGUGUUGAUUACAGACAUAGUGAGACCAGUGCGACAGCUCUGAUGGUUGCUGCUGGACGAGGCUUCACAAGUCAAGUAGAGCAGUUAAUCAGCAUGGGAGCCAAUGUUCAUAGUAAAGCGUCAAAUGGCUGGAUGGCUUUAGAUUGGGCUAAACACUUUGGACAGACUGAAAUUGUGGAUCUUCUAGAAUCUUACAGUGCUUCAUUGGAGUUUGGCAAUCUAGAUGAAAGUUCUCUGGUCCAAACAAAUGGAAAUGACCUCAGUGCAGAAGACAGAGAGCUCCUGAAGGCUUACCAUCACAGUUUUGAUGAUGAGAAAGUAGACUUGGAUUUGAUCAUGCAUCUUCUAUACAAUAUCUGUCAUAGUUGUGAUGCUGGUGCGGUCCUAAUUUUUCUGCCUGGAUAUGAUGAAAUAGUUGGUCUCAGGGAUCGCAUCCUGUUUGAUGACAAGCGGUUUGCUGACAAUACACAUAGAUAUCAAGUCUUUAUGCUUCAUUCAAAUAUGCAAACAUCUGAUCAAAAGAAGGUAUUAAAAAACCCACCUGCAGGUGUUCGAAAAAUAAUCCUUUCCACCAACAUUGCUGAAACCAGCAUCACUGUCAACGAUGUUGUCUUCGUCAUUGAUUCGGGCAAAGUGAAAGAGAAAUCCUUUGAUGCAUUGAACUUUGUAACAAUGUUAAAAAUGGUGUGGAUUUCCAAAGCUAGUGCUAUUCAGCGGAAAGGCAGAGCGGGGCGAUGUAGACCUGGAAUUUGUUUCCGUCUGUUUAGUAGACUACGAUUUCAGAAUAUGUUGGAAUUUCAGACUCCAGAACUUUUGAGAAUGCCAUUACAGGAGCUUUGUUUACACACCAAGCUGUUAGCCCCAGUGAAUUGCACCAUUGCUGAUUUCCUGAUGAAAGCCCCCGAACCUCCGCCAGCUUUAAUUGUAAGAAAUGCAGUACAGAUGCUUAAGACAAUAGAUGCCAUGGACGCCUGGGAAGAUCUGACAGAACUCGGGUAUCAUUUGGCUGACUUGCCAGUAGAGCCCCAUCUUGGCAAGAUGGUGCUAUGUGCUGUUGUUCUGAAGUGUCUGGACCCCAUCCUUACAAUUGCCUGCACACUAGCGUACCGGGACCCUUUCGUUCUGCCAACGCAGGCCUCUCAAAAGCGAGCGGCCAUGCUCUGCCGGAAGCGCUUCACUGCGGGCACCUUCAGUGACCACAUGGCUCUUCUCAGAGCAUUCCAGGCAUGGCAGAAAGCACGGAGUGAUGGAUGGGAGCGAGCCUUCUGUGAAAAGAACUUUCUUUCACAAGCCACCAUGGAAAUAAUUAUAGGAAUGAGAACACAGCUGCUCGGUCAGCUUAGAGCAUCAGGUUUUGUUAGAGCGCGAGGUGGUGGUGACAUCCGAGAUGUUAACACAAACUCCGAGAACUGGGCUGUCGUUAAGGCUGCAUUGGUGGCAGGCAUGUAUCCUAAUUUAGUCCAUGUGGACAGAGAGAAUGUAGUACUGACAGGGCCAAAGGAGAAAAAAGUACGAUUUCAUCCCACCUCAGUUCUCAGUCAGCCUCAAUAUAAAAAGAUUCCUCCAGCCAAUGGUCAGGCUGCAGCAAUCCAGGCACUGCCCACAGAUUGGCUUAUUUAUGAUGAGAUGACUAGAGCCCAUAGAAUAGCUAAUAUUAGAUGUUGUUCAGCAGUGACACCUGUCACUGUAUUGGUGUUCUGUGGACCAGCUCGACUAGCAAGCAAUGCUCUUCAGGAACCUUCAUCCUUUAGAGCAGAUGGCGUUCCCAAUGACAGUAGUGACAGUGAAGUGGAGGACAGAACUACUGCUAACUUGGCUGCAUUGAAACUUGAUGAGUGGCUCAAUUUUAAACUAGAGCCAGAGGCCGCCAGUUUAUUGCUGCAGCUCAGACAGAAGUGGCACAGUCUGUUUUUACGCCGAAUGAGAGCUCCAUCUAAACCCUGGUCUCAAGUGGAUGAAGCCACCAUACGAGCAAUUAUAGCUGUGUUAAGUACGGAGGAGCAAUCUGCAGGUUUACAGCAACCAUCUGGGAUUGGCCAGAGGCCAAGACCUAUGUCUUCAGAAGAACUUCCUUUGGCAUCCUCUUGGAGGUCAAAUAAUAGUAGGAAAAGUUCAGCAGACACUGAAUUUCCUGAUGAGUCUACUACUGCAGAAAGAGUACUGACGAAAUCUCCAUCUCCAGCCUUACACCCUCCUCAGAAGUACAAAGACAGAGGAAUUUUACAUCCAAAGCGGAGCACUGAGGACCGAUCAGACCAGUGCUCUGUGAAGUCUGCGGACAGCAGCACCUACCCAAGUCCUUGUGCAAGUCCUUCCCCACCAUCUUCAGGAAAGGGCUCAAAAUCUCCUUCACCAAGACCAAACAUGCCUGUUCGGUACUUCAUAAUGAAGAGUAGCAAUCUGAGAAACCUUGAAAUUUCUCAACAGAAGGGCAUCUGGUCUACAACCCCUAGUAAUGAGCGGAAGCUAAAUCGGGCCUUUUGGGAGAGCAGCAUGGUUUACUUGGUAUUUUCUGUUCAAGGAUCUGGACAUUUCCAGGGGUUUUCCCGUAUGUCUUCUGAGAUAGGAAGGGAGAAGAGCCAAGACUGGGGCUCAGCGGGCCUGGGCGGGGUCUUUAAGGUGGAGUGGAUACGAAAAGAGAGCCUUCCCUUCCAGUGUGCACACCACCUGCUCAACCCGUGGAAUGACAACAAGAAGGUGCAGAUAAGCCGGGAUGGGCAGGAGCUAGAACCACAGGUUGGUGAACAGUUGCUCCAGUUAUGGGAACGCCUUCCUUUGGGAGAAAAACCCACAAGUGACUGACAAUGCAGAAUGCUUUGCCGUGGAAGAACAUGCCCAGAGGAAACUCGAAAUGUACCAAGUUUCCCAAACGGAGAGGGGUGUGCGGCACGUGUGAUGAGUGUGGUCGCAGUGCUGCUUCCGAUGCCGUCUUCACGUGUGAGAACUAUAGUGAUCAUAGGGAGCACAGCAGUAAUAAUUCCAUGGCUUGACACAACAGCACUUACUUUGCUUUACAACGCACUGAUCACUUUGUAACGCAGAGCAGGCAUGACUAUCGGUUUUUCUGAGCACCAUGUAGAAGAGUCAGUUCUUUAUUCACCACCAAGAAAAAAAUGCCAGCAGCCAACUAACUUUAUAAAUGGCCUUUAUAAAUAGUGUGUGUUAAGAACUGCUCAUUCUGUCAUUUAAGCCAGAGACAUAUUGGAAAAAAAUAAAAAAAGAAGGAAUGCUCUUUUUUGUGUGUGAUUAGAUAAAACGCAGUAAAAUCUAAAGAAGGGCAGAACUCCUUCCUGCCUUGAUAAAUGAGGUGGUGUGCUUAGCUGAGUCUAGAGCUGCCUCUUUUAAACUGAGAAGUCCCAUAUUCCUCCCUCUUUUUUCUUCCUCCCUCCUUCCCUCUCUUCCUCUCUUCUCCCUUCCUCCUCCCUCUCUCUUUCUCCCCCAUAACAGCUUUCACAUGUCCCUCACAUGAGCACAGUAAUUUUGACAUCUUUGGCUAUAUAGCACCUUGUUAAAGAUUUAAAGACAUUUCUACAAGUUUUAAAAGAUACACAGCAGUUAUUGGUAGCUUGGUUGCUUUAUGUCUUUGAAGCUAAAACACACAAGGACCACAGUUCUAAAUGUCUUCUUUAAUGUUUAAUUUCUUUUUUCUAACUUAUGUUUCAGACAUGGCUUCCACCUUUUCUGCAUUUACUACUUAAUAAAUGGGGAUUUAAAAAAUUUCCAACCUAUGCUAAUGCCAAGUCUCAGGUUUCUUUGUCCUCUCAGAGUUGCUUGGUUUGUACAGUUCCCUUAGAGGCUUGUUCAAGGGGAAUAGAAGGAUAGGGUAUGUGGGAAAAAAAAUACCUGAAUACACUAGACUGGAUACUUCUUCUCAUGGUAUCUUUGAGUUGUUGUCAUAAAGAAAAAAAUGGAUUUUCUUUAAAGAUAAAAUUCUAAGUACUCUGGUUCUGUAUUUGAGAAGAAAUGCAAAAUCAUUGGUCAACAAAAAAUCUUGAGACCAUCAGUUCUCUCUGAGAAGCAUUAUUGGUGCAUUAGAAUGUCAGCCGUGAUUUUUGUUUGUAUUAGCUGUAUUAGUAGCUCUUAGGUUUGUUCUUUUUAUACUUUGAAGUACACCUGUAAGUUGAGCCUAUAUGAAUUAUGUUCCAUUUUACAUGUAUUACAUUUCUUUUCCUAUUAGAUCAGCUUAUGUUUUCCUGAUAAUGUGUACUUUUUUUUUUUAAAGAUAUAUACUUAGUAAUUUUCAGUGUUUUAGAUUUGGAAGGACUUCAAAAAAAUACAGCUUGUUUAAAUUUUCACGUUUUCUAAUAUCUAGCCUUGUAUGUAAAUGAUGAGUUUGUUGGUAUUUAAAAUGAGUACAGUUUGAAUGUAAUUAAAAUGUUGUUUUUGGAAGAAAUGAACUUUAAAUGUUAAUAUGCUUAUUAAAUCUAUUAAAUUAUUUAGA
This is a messenger RNA of Dipodomys spectabilis (banner-tailed kangaroo rat), 6135 nucleotides long. RefSeq names its product YTH domain containing 2 (gene Ythdc2). The coding region runs from base 213 to 4496 and encodes 1427 amino acids. Gene Ontology annotation, molecular function: protein binding; RNA binding; ATP binding. The record is from RefSeq and is a predicted model, not a curated record. Lineage: Eukaryota; Metazoa; Chordata; Mammalia; Rodentia; Heteromyidae. Gene Ontology annotation, cellular component: intracellular anatomical structure. The transcript has 30 exons.